UACACAACUUAUUUACAUUCAGUGACGACCUUGCCAACUGGCCACUGGGAGACUUUGGCUUGCUGCUGUCUGUCAGCCCGACUGAAGCUUGUUGUUGCUUUAGUUCUUGAUGUAAGUGCACUCUGCUUUCACAUCCACACUGAUGAUACAGAUUAAACACACCUCAUAACUCUUUGUUAUUGAGCAUUAAUUUAACUUGUUUUAUCAUAAAUUAAUAAUUUUCUUUGAUAACUUCUGACUCCUUCCGUCCUGUGCCAUGACCCACAAGUCGGGUUAUGCCUAUUCAAAAUGCACAUCUUCAUCAUUGUAAAGAAUUUGAGAUAUGUAGUUCACAUCUGAUCAUCAUUAAAUAUUUCACAUGACCUGAGAUGCCACAAUAGUUCUCAAGUCUGUCCAAUGAUAUAUAGUGGUCCACUGUAUCAAAAACAGCACUAAGAUCCAACAACAAUAAACUGAAGUUGAGUCUGAGUCUACAGCCAAUAACAAAUAACUCACCACCUUUGUAAGUGCAGUUACUGUGAAGUGAUUAACUCAAAAUACCUGACUGCAGUGGCUCAAAUAGAUCACUUAAGAGAAAUAAUUUAAGAACUGAUUUGCUGUCUAACAACUGAUUUGACAUUGUGGACUUUUGUGUGCAUAUAAUAAAAUGAUAAUGUGAUUUCCUCGUUCUUAGUGAUCUACAGUAAAUGAUUAAAUAUAUAUUAACUUUCCACAUAAAGACAAACCCUAACGUCGCACUGAAUUUAAAUAUUCAUAUACUGCAAGCUAACUCCGAUACAAUACAUCAAAUGGUAAAAAUAGUGUAUAUUUUUUAUAUUAUACAUGGCCCAUUUACAGUUUAAAAUUAAUUAAAUCAAAUAUAAUUAAGACUAAAACUUUUUAAGUCUAAAUUUUACGCAAGCAAUGUAUCCAUUCAAUAACAGUUAUCCCAACAGCUCUACUUAUACAAGGGGCAAAUAGUUGAAUUAUGACAUUAUAAUUAUUGUUUUUUAUACCAUCAAGAUAGUUUGACCAGCAUUUCCAUUUGCUCUAACCACACCUUCAAUUAAAUGUCACACAUGUAACAUAGGCACAGUAAUGGGAUGUGUAGUCUACAGCUCCUCUCUGGGGCUCCUUCAAUUAAACUCUUUUCUUCUGCGUUCUGUCUCUCCUGUCUUUUUCAGCUGCAGUCGAGUUGAAACGACCCACAGCGAGGCAUCUGGUGCAGCAUGAAAGCCCCCAAAUACCAAUUCUCCUUCUACGCUGGUUUCCUGGUGGGAACCAUCACGCUGUAUGUUUUCCUGCGGCAGGUGCGGUUUGAGAGCACUUCGUUAUCACAGCAUGGAACAAACCUGAACAAAGUCAGCGAUGACCAAGAACAGCUCGAGAAAGAAAUUAAGAAAUGGAGAAAGGAAGGGUCUGCCCUUUUCAAUCUGGAGCAUCCUCAUCAUCCAGGAGAGGACGGCCGCAUGGCUGAUGAGCUGUACAAAAAGGUCCGUAUUCUUUGCUGGGUGAUGACUGCACCAAAGAACCUGGAGAAGAAGACUCGCCAUGUGAAGUCUACUUGGAGUCGCCACUGUAAUAUUGUGAUUUUCAUGAGUUCUGUGGAAGACCCCGAUUUUCCCACGGUGGGCUUAGGCACGAAGGAGGGUCGGGAUCAGUUGUACUGGAAAACAAUCAAGGCAUUCCAUUAUGUCUACGAGCAUCACAUCAACGAGGCAGAUUGGUUCCUCAAGGCAGAUGACGACACCUAUGUUAUUGUAGAUAACCUGCGUUUAGUUCUCGCCAACCACACACCCGAGGAACCAGUUUACUUUGGCCGAAGAUUUAAGCCCUACGUAAAGCAGGGCUACAUGAGUGGUGGUGCAGGCUAUGUGUUGAGCAAAGAAGCUCUGCGAAGAUUUGUAGGAGGAUUUAAAACCAAUGUGUGCACUCACGCUUCCUCUACAGAGGAUGUUGAAAUGGGACGGUGCAUGGAGAAAGUUGGGGUGUUGGCUGGGGACUCCAGAGACAGUAUGCAAAGGGAGAGAUUUCAUCCAUUUGUCCCUGAGCAGCACCUGACACAUAAGUUACCAAAGAGCUUCUGGUAUUGGAGCUACUGCUACCACCCCAUCUCAGAGGGUCCAAACUGCUGCUCGGACCUUUCAGUGUCAUUCCACUAUGUUGGUGCUUCACAAAUGUAUUUAAUGGAGUACUACACCUAUCACCUGCGUGCCUUUGGAUACAAUUACCGUUACCAGCCGCCUGCUCCACUUGGCUAUGGUAUUGAGAAAUCUGUGGAAGUGAAAAACAGGCCAGCUCCUCAGGAAAACAGGCGAGGAGAUGGGGAGGAUCAAUCCAGGACUGAAAAAAGACAGAAUGCAGAUCCCCCUCAAGCAGCUGGUAAAGACCCUCCUGCUGCUCCAUCAGGGUAAAUCAGAAGGUGUGUGAAGGAAACUUAUUAGGUAGAGUGUUUAAAUGUUUGUUAAUUCAUUUUGUUGUUCUUGGCUCAUUGAGGGAAACAUUUCACUCGUAUUUCUCAGCUGAGGCACUCCUACUUUUACUAAAGAAUUCCUUCAGGACUUUAAUUCUUGAUUAUCAGGUUUGUUUGGUUUAGCUAUAAGACAGUGUCUUCUUUAAAAAGGUGGGAACUGCUUUCUGUUAGCUUCAGUCAUUUGAAAAUAAGUGAAGCACUUUUUUUUAAAGUAUCAAUUUUCUAUAAGAACUAAGUUUUCUACAAAUCUGACAAAAUUGAUUUAACAGGUUUUUAAAAAAGUAUUUUUAAACUAUGUCAAACCCACCAAACUUGAUGGACCACUCUGUAAAGCGAUGUAACUUGCUAGAGUUCUUUUGUUUCAUUCACACAUAAGCCUGUUUCACUCAUGAACUCUUGACGUUUUCUAUAUUAUUUCAGGACUUUCAGGAACUUUCUUUUCACUGAUGAACCUUACAACAGGUGAUUUUUUUUGUUGGCCUCGCUCACUCAACUCAAAAGACUCGGUUUGGUUUAGAUAAGGGGGCGUCAUGGAGUAUCACAUGCAGGAGGAAGAGGAGUGUUCCAUAAUGGUGACCUUUUCCAUGGUAACAUAACUACAACAUGUAUAAGUAAUUUCAGCAAGCAAAUACGACAGUGGAAAACAAAAAUACAGACAACUGAGGGGAGUAGCUUAGAGAAUAAAGCCGUGAAACUCUGCUCAAUGUUAAUAAUGUUUUUGUGACAGUGCAAAAAAAGCAUUCAGAUCUGUCGAUUGUUUUGACUCAUCACUCCCUGCCCACUCCGUUUCACUAAAUGUUCCAGACAAUCAUCAAACCUGCUCACACAGACUAUAUACACAUUUAUUGCUACAGUGUUAUUUUACUAGUGGGCCGGAAGGAUAAAGUGGAAGUGAAUAGAUUUAACCAUUAGAGUUCAUACAUUUGCCCCACCUGGACAACAUGGGGAAACUGUGAGGUGUGCAUUGCUGUUGUGAAAGUGGAUAUGGACAACUAUGUGCCUCAUAGGACAAUGAGACCCAGUUUAUUUACAUUGAGGUGAUUAAAAACUGUUGGAUUAAAACAGCCAAGAUACAGCUGGAUCUCUGAUCUGGAGGUUUUUUUUUCUGAAUUAGAUCAUUCUAAGUCAAAGUGCCUCAACUUGUGCAAUAAGUCAACACUUGUCAUGUGCACACUGCUUAACCUGUUGGUCUGUCUCUGAUCGCCUCUUCCAAACAGGAUUAGUGCAGAGUUUAAAAGGAAUAUCCUGAUGCAGGCUAGUGUCAUUUCAAAGUCAAUAUACAGUUCAAGAAUAAAUCCUUCUUUAUUUGUU
Molecule: messenger RNA, 3763 nt
Organism: Labrus bergylta (ballan wrasse)
Lineage: Eukaryota; Metazoa; Chordata; Actinopteri; Labriformes; Labridae
Source: RefSeq, a predicted model, not a curated record